Mytilus californianus (California mussel) is the source of this 4956-nucleotide messenger RNA. RefSeq lists its product as uncharacterized. The record is from RefSeq and is a predicted model, not a curated record. The transcript has a single exon. Bases 73 to 2343 code for a protein of 756 amino acids. NCBI's taxonomy places the organism in Eukaryota, Metazoa, Mollusca, Bivalvia, Mytilida, Mytilidae.
AUUUACCUAUACAUGUUACCUAAAUGAUACGAAUAUGUUUUAAGUAAUUUACAUUUUUACUUAUAGAUAAAUAUGAAACUCUCAGUGGUGUUUAUUUUUUUGUGGGUAGAAAGCAUUACAAGCGAAACAGUUUGCAACCCUUCGAAUCUUAACACAUGUAAUUUUAGCAUCGAUGGUAACUCUGCAAAUCAUUUGAAAUCACAAUUUAGAGAAACGGAAAGUCUAUCUGCUAAGAUAAGAUUACAUUUUGAAUCGGCAGUCAAAUCUACAAAUGAUACAAUUUUACCAACUGACUGGAUAAUGACAACUCGGGGGAAAUAUGGAGGCGAUUUUUUCACUGCUUGGCCGGUUGAUUAUUUCCUCUAUUCGUUCGGAUUUUUAGAUUCAAGAACACUGUCUGACAUUCUACUUAAUAUUACUGUGAAUCCCCCUGGAUGUGACGUUUUAAUAGGGAAUACGAACACAGACUGCGGUAUAACGGAGGCUUUGUUAACAAACAUUCAAAUCCCAUCUAAAGAGUCUCACUAUAACCACAGUUUAAAGUGGUGUUACAUAAAGGAAUAUAAGGGUGUCCGGGAUACAAUAUGGUACACAAUGAGGAUAUACUUUGGGCUUCCAUAUGCAAUGUUUGGGUUUCGAUGUUGUCAAGAAGACGAGAAGGGGAUAUCAUGCGAAGAUGAAUACAAUAUGAAGUGGAACGGAUACCAAGUAUUACCAUAUUACGUUGGAAUCGUUUUCUUUUGUUUCUUUCCUAUUUUGCUUAUGAAAUUUAGUGCACGUGCAAUGGAUUCCGGCAACAAGUUCAAGGACAAAUUAAACAUAUAUGAAGAUUUAGAUUCGGAUAAGGAUGAAUGGCUUUAUCUACAAAAUAGAAGCCCAGUUACAUUUUCUAAGUUAGUACUAGGAAUGUUUGGCUUAGGAAUAAAACAUCCAGUAACAGCAUCUAGAAUAAGAAGAGUUAUUUUUGUCUUUGCAGCACCUAUAGCGAUAUACGCUGAAAUCUUAAUGUAUCAUUUCGGGUGGCCCGAACUUGUGCCGGCACUAGUUAAAGCUAAAAUACCAUUCGGAUUUGCAAGUAUAGCAGGUGGAAUUGUAGACUGUCAUCCCUUGUUUCUACCGAUGAUUGGAGGUCCAUUUGUAGCUCUUCUAACAUAUCUGAUGAUUGGAAUCAUAGUUCUUGCACUUCCUAGAGAUCUCGGUAAUGCUGUUGAAAAAGGCAUUUCUUCCGAUGGAAAUGGUAGGUGGACACUUUUGCGAUUACACAUAGUAACAAUUGAAGAAUUGUCUCUAAAAUCAUGUGUCAACAAGAUUGGAUAUCAUAAGGUUCAUGCAGUGUUGAAAGCUAAUAUUUUUAUGCUUAUCAAUCCAACAUUUUGGCAAUUUGUAGUUAACUUUAUUGUUAAGCGAUGGAAACAAUUGAUGUUAAGAGUUUAUACAGCCGUGCCAUCAAAUCAGUGUAUUCAGUAUUUAAUAUUUGUGUUUCUACUAUUGUUUUAUGUUGUGAUUUGUUUUACUGAAAUAAUACUAUGUAUUUUAUACUAUGGCAUUCCAAUUUUUAAAUUUCUCACCACAACGGUUAAUGGUUAUACCAUGUAUCUUAACAGACAGUUUCUAGAUAGACAUCAAGUGUUAAAAGUUUUCUUUAUGAUAUUUUCUCCUUUAUGUUUGGUGUAUUAUUUGUUCAUGUCAUGUAUUGUUAUAUCAGAAUCUUUUAACUUUUUGGCCAAAAUUAUAUUUUUUGUUUACUUGUCAAUUGUUAUAUUUCCAAAUUUUUCGUUUAGUUUUGUUUACUCAAUCAUUAUGUUAUUAUUUUUCAUCUAUCAUAUAAUCAUAGAAAUUGAAAAGGAUUACUUUGAACUGCUGCAUCAAACUAUCAAAGCAGUGAAACAUAUGAAGGCUGAAAAGUCCGAAAGGAAGGAGACCCAGGUCACUGACUUAUCUGAGUCAACAGUUGUAAUUAAACAAGAGAUGGUUGUGAUAGGAGAACAUAAUUCUUAUGAGCAGGACCAGUUAAGGGAGAAAAACAAGCUUCCUGGUAUUCAGAGAGAUUUAUAUGAGUAUGUUGUACGAAAACAUCGCCCUCUUCACAUCGCCAUUUUUAUGACAGUAAUUCAGAUUUGUAUUAUGACAUUUUUAGUUUUUGCUUCCAUAAUAUAUGUUUCUAGAUUCGUUGAUGUUCAAGAAACAGACGAAAAACAUGAAAUAUUUCAUGUGAUAAGUAUAUUGUUAAUUACGAUCCUACCAAAUCUUGUUCACCGUGUUUUUACUCCAAAAAUCAAUAAUAAAGUAAGGAAACAUAAAAUCAGACAAACAGUCGACAACUUCUAUCACAUGCGAAUAUAAAGGAACGAAGUGAAAGUCCGCCCCACAAAAUAGUGCAUCAUUUAUAUAACAUCUUGACUCUGUAAAUGCCGAACCCCAUACUUGUGAUGAUUAUAAGACGCCCAUAUUAUGUAAUCCGUCAAUUAUCGGGUUCAAAUUAAGAUCCUUUAACACGAAUGAGUGUGUUAAUCCUCUGUCAAUUCUCUUUCGAUCAUUCUCAACAAAAACUAAAACCCUAUUACAAGUAAGACUGAUAAGUUAUGAAUGUUUUCACUCCUAAACAUCUCUCUUUUAAAGAAGAUAAUGCAAAUUCUACAUUUUUCAUAUGCAGCAAGUUCAUGUAAACUCAUUUAAACCAAAGGGUGACUGGGGAAUAGAAUUAUGUCCAGUUUUGAUCUUCUUUCGGCCGGCAGUAGCACGUUUUACAAAUGGGACGUCCGUUUGUAAGUUGUGCGGGAUGUAUAAAUACACAGCCACGUCCGUUCUGAAUGGGGACGUUGUAUCCAACACCUCGUGUACAGAGAGUACCAUGCGCUCUGCACGUUAUGAACCCUUUUACCAACACUUUGAGGGAUUCAUACACUGUAAAAAUGGUGUUUACAUCCUAAACACAAUUCUAAACAUAUUUUGUAUUCCUUUUUUUAGAUUGUAGAAAGUGUUUAGGAUUGUGUUUAGGCUCUUGUUUAGCUUAGAAAUUAGUUUUUAAAUCCUAAACACUUUAAUUCUAAAACACAUUUAAAAGUGUUUAUAUUCAAGACAUGUUUACAUUUAAUGUGCUUACUAAGAAAUGUUUUUAGAUAUUAGACAUAAUCCUAAACACGUUUAGAACUAAUCAUGUAAUACAAGUGUUUAUUUUCUAAGUACGAUUUUUACCAUGUAGACGGCUUGUUGCAAGUCUACAUUAUUGUCCCCAUCCAAUAUACCCUCAUUUUCCAGUGGCAGUCCAGAUUUCCUGCCCUUCAUCGUGGUCGACCCUUAUAACAGUACGUACCCAUUGUAUUUAUUGUUAACUAUUCCUGAACAUGCAUGAAAUAUUUUCCGCCAGACGUUAAGCAAAUAGCAAUCAAUCAUCCAAACUGCGUCAGAAAUCCUUAUAUAAUUCAAAAGUAUAUUUAUAUGACGAUAUUUAAUUUUUGGCAUUGCAAAACUGUUUAUGGCGUUUGUAAUUGACUUUAAAUUUGGUCUAACCUUCAGUAACUGUGAGUACUCUUAUAUCGGACUUAAUGUCUUUCGCCUUUUGACUUUGUGUAAGUUUUUUUCUUUUUAGCUGUGUGCCGAUCUGAUGAGUCAAGCCCUCUCCAACUGAUUUUUACAGUUUGUUUUUAUGGUGUACUGCAACACCAUUAUCCUAAGUCCGAAGGAGGAUGAAUGUUCACAAACAUAAAACAAUGUCACAUUUUGUGUCUAUCCUAAGCCCAGUGAUUCAGUAGUUGUUGUUGGUUACUAUCUUCCAUAUUUGUUUUUGUUUUUUUCGUAAAUCAGGGUGUUGGUUUACUCGUUUGUGUUUCACAAUUUUUCAUUCCGAGGUCUUUUAUAGCUUACUUUACGGUAUGUGUUUUGCUCAUUGUUGAUGGCCGUACAGUUACUUAAAGUUGCCUAUACACACCCUUUGGUCUCAUGUAGAUAGUUUCUCAUUGACAAUCAUACCAUAUCUCCCUAUUUUGAUAUAUUUCUUAGAUCUUAGAGAUUGACUGAAUUUGUAUUACAGGGAUAGUGAUUAUUAUUAUAAGGGGUUGGCUAUACAUUCAUCAUAAUUUUUAAAAUCAUCGUUUGUAAAUCUUAAGGUUUGAUACGCGGUCUUUAUCCCUGUUGGAUCUGAGCUUAUGUAGUUAGCAUCAUAAUUUGAGCGUUCAAGAUAAAGGCAAAUCCAGAAAGUGUUUCGGACGCACCAUAUUUAUAAAGUGUUAUUUACUUUUUAUGUAAUUAAUGCAAAACUAACUUUUUCAGAGGAACAGCAACUUAUAUACAGGGUACUUGUUCUAGAUUUUGUCUUUUUUGGACAAAAAUGCAAAAGUUUUAUAAAAAUGUCAUAUUUUGGUUAUUUCAAGAAAAGGUUAAAAAAUUCAAUUCCGAGUGUGCAUAAUAUAUAUAUUUUUAACAUUAACUUGACUUGUUUAGAACAUUUUUCAUGUGCUGUAUGUUUCUUGUGUACAAGUAAUGUUUGUAAUUUAACCCGUCAGGGUGUUACUUUUUUCAAUAAAGAUUAUCAUUACAAAAAAUAUUUUAUGAGGAAACGUAUAUUUGAGUGGUCGUUAGGUUAUUAACUUAAUAUUAAAUUUCUGCAAGCUCCCUUCAAGUUCAAAUAUCUCGAAAACUUUUGCAUGAAUACACGUGAAACAUUUUUGUUUUAAUCUGGAUAGUGACGUACACUAACAAAUAUGUCUAAACUGUAUUACUCCAUCUUUAAGGUCCUUUGUAUGUCAUAUUCAGUCAUGUAUCCCAUGUUAUACAGAGAUUUUAUUUGACAUGCUUGUAUUUGUUAUCUUACCAUAUAUUAUACGUUUAAAAUUGUGUUGUUUGCAUGACUUUUGUAUAUAUCUGUGUAUAUUUUGUUAUAUAUUCGAUUUGAAAAGCUCACUAGAACAAGUGUUUAUGUAAUUUGUUUACUGAAUACCGACUUUCAAUAACACUUUG